Anisakis simplex (herring worm) is the source of this 1617-nucleotide messenger RNA. The record is from the annotation of a GenBank genome assembly. Lineage: Eukaryota; Metazoa; Nematoda; Chromadorea; Rhabditida; Anisakidae.
AUGUCACAGCCGAAAAAAAAUAUCACGAAUAAAGCAGAUCCAGAGUCGAUUCGAGUGGACGGACAUGGAUCAGCAGUUAUCCAUGACGUACAAUUUCAGUGCAAAUCCGCACUUCCAGAAGAGGCCCUCUCACCGAAGGCGAAGGAACUGGAACAGGAACGUAAAAAGUUACAGACUGAAAAAGAAACCAUUGAAGAUCGACAAAAUGUUCUAAAAAGACGAGUUGAGGUGCUCGACGAAAUCGUUGCCAAAGUUGGUGAAUCUGUAGUGCAUCGUCCAGCUGGAGAACAGUCGGCAUCGUUCGUUUUGAAUGAUGAGUCACUGCAAAAUCUCACGAAAUUCUUCUCGUUCUAUGAAGAUAGUUCUGUUGAUAUGCGCAAAAAAUUACGUGAAGUGAACGAAGAACAUCGAAUUGUUGAUGAAAAACUGACGAAGUUAGCUGCCGAAAUUGGAGCGCUACAACACGACGAACGUUAUGCAAGACAUGUCAGUGUGCUAUUGGAAAGUGCUGAGGGUGGCGAUGUGGAGCUGGAUGUGAGCUAUCAAGUGAGUGGUGCGACCUGGCAACCAAGUUAUGAUAUUCGUGUUGAUGAGAAGACAUCAGAGGAUGAGAGUACUCUGAAGUUGAUUUACUACGGCAAAAUAGGACAGAAUACAGGCGAAGAAUGGGUUGAUGCACCGUUGGUGCUCAGCACAGCACAACCAUCACUUGGUGGUAAUCUUCCGAAAUUCGGUACUCAGGUGGCCUAUCUGUACAAACCGGCUCCAGAACUACCUCCAGCACCACCCCGUCCUGCACCAUUCGGGGCAGUAAUGAAACAGCAGCAUUUGGCAGUUCGGUCUGCGAACGAUGCGAUGGAACAUGGCGCACUGUUUGGAACACCGCCUGCGAUGGCUUAUGCAGCAGUGAAUGUUGCUCCCGUUUCGACUGGCGAUACGGUGCUCUCAACGGUGUUUGUGAUAGCACGCCCGGCCACAAUUCCGUCGGAUUCGAGUGAACAUAAAGUGACCAUUGCAACAAUGGAAAUGAAGCCAACGAUGAUACAUGAGACAAUUCCGUCCAAGAACACAAACGUAUUCCUGACCGCUUCAGUGCUCAACUCAUCGCAGUUUCCGUUCCUUCCUGGCCAAGCGAACGUAUAUCUCAACAACAGUUUCGUUGCAAAGAGCCACAUAAAAGCAGUUUCACCUAACGAAAGAUUUGUGUGUUCGUUAGGAGUCGAUCCGGGCAUUAAACUCGAAUACAAGCCACUUCAUAAGUUCUCAGAGCAGAUUGGACUCCUGACGAAAUCUGCGUCCAUCGUAAAUGAACAGCGAAUUGUGAUCAAAAACACGAAGAAGGAAAAGAUUCUACUCACUCUCAGAGAGCACGUUCCGAAGUCAACUGAUGACAAAAUCAAGAUCAAGCUGUUCUCGCCUGAAAUCGAUCAAAAAGUGGCCAACUCAACUGCGGCUCCAAAUAAAGGGGAAUUACCUCCAAUCGGAGCGCGUCUUGAUUCGUCUCAUAAUCUGGAAUGGACCAUGAAUAUUGAGCCGAGUACGGAAUCUGAAGUGGUUGUCAAAUGGACAGUUGAGCAUCCGAAUGGAGAAACUGUCGCGUAUCGUGAAGAAUUCUGA